GGUUUUUUUUUGCUUGUCGUUCGCUCGUAAACCAAACGCUUGUUGAAAAGCUGCCACUUUUGCAGGCGGCCGGGAUUCUUUCUUUCUUUUUCGUGUAUUUUGGGAUUAAAAUACCUAAUUCAUAGUGGAAAUUCUAAGUGAAUAAGUGCGUCUUGCAAAUCAUCUGCCAAAAUGACGAUCGGCAAGAACAACAAAAUGAUCCAGCUCCUGAAUUAUCGGGUGCGGAUUGUUUUGCAGGAUUCGCGAACCUUCAUCGGAACGUUCAAAGCCUUCGACAAGCACAUGAACCUAAUCCUGGGGGACUGCGAGGAGUUCCGUAAAAUCAAACCCAAGAACACAAAGCUGCCAGAGCGGGAAGAAAAGCGCGUUUUGGGAUUCGUCCUGCUGCGGGGCGGGAACAUUGUGUCUCUGACGGUUGAAGGUCCUCCGCCACCGGAGGAAGGCCUUCCGCGAGUGCCGAUUCCUGGUGGUGCUCCCGGGCCCGGAAUGGGACGUGUGGCAGGGCGUGGAAUGCCGGCCAAUAUUACUUCGGUUCCGGCCGGAUUGCAAGGACCGGUUCGCGGAGUUGGAGGACCAUCUCAGCAGCAUAUGGCCCCGGUGGGACGUGGUGGGCAGGUUUCGGCUCCACCGCAGAUGCGGCCAAUGAUUCCUGGUGGGCCACCGCCCGGUAUGAUGCCCGGACCGGGAGGACUCGCCCAGAUGGCGGGCAUGGCCCGAGGUGCUCCACCACCGAUGAGAGGUCCGCCGCCCGGCAUGAUGCGGGGAGGUCCUCCACCGAGGCCGUAUUAGGAGGUAACGUCGAGAGGCGCAUUUAGGGUAAGGUAUUGAAAGAAUUUUCCUAUGGCAUUCUUUUCACUGUGUAAUUUCGGUAAGAAUCAAUAAAACUGGAUGAACUAAUGUAAAA
Molecule: messenger RNA, 904 nt
Organism: Aedes aegypti (yellow fever mosquito)
Lineage: Eukaryota; Metazoa; Arthropoda; Insecta; Diptera; Culicidae
Gene: SmB
Product: small nuclear ribonucleoprotein-associated protein B
Exons: 2
Coding region: 172-789 (205 amino acids)
Biological process (GO): mRNA splicing, via spliceosome
Cellular component (GO): U1 snRNP; catalytic step 2 spliceosome; cytoplasm
Molecular function (GO): RNA binding
Source: RefSeq, a predicted model, not a curated record